AUGGCUGAAUUACACAAGAAACGACGCCUCUCGGGCGACGAAAGCCCCGAAGUCAAAGAGGAGGCCACUACACCCGCCGCCGAGGCUCAGGCAACAUCCCAGAACAAGAGAACUCUUUUCGUCCGCUCACUACCCACCUCGGCCACGACAGAGAGCCUGGCAGAAUAUUUCUCGCAGUCCUACAUUAUCAAGCACGCUGUUGUCGUCUGCGACAAAGAGACGAAGGUAUCCAAGGGAUUCGGUUUCGUUACAUUCGCGGACGUCGAGGAUGCAGAGGCUGCUCUGAAGGAACUCAAUGGGUCUAAAUUUGAUGGGAAAAUCAUUCGCGUCGACUAUGCCGAGUCUCGUAAGCGUGAGAUUGAUGAGAAGAUUGGACGCAGUGUCCCCACUGCUGCGUCCCGUGAGUCUAAGAAGCAGAAGGAAGAGGCCAGAGGGCAGGGUCUGCCACCCAAGCUGAUUGUUCGCAAUCUGCCGUGGAGUAUCAAGGAAGCCGAGGAUCUGAAUGUCUUGUUCCGCAGCUUUGGAAAGGUUAAGUUUGUUACUCUCCCCAAGAGGAACGGCAAACUUUCUGGUUUUGGUUUCGUUACUAUGCGUGGCAGGAAGAACGCUGAGCGGGCGCUCCAGAUGAUCAACGGAAAAGAGAUCGAUGGACGUCAACUCGCUGUCGAUUGGGCUGUCGAGAAGGACGUUUGGGAAACUACCAAGAAGGAAGAGGAGGAGGAAGAGGAAGAGGAGGAGGAGGAGGAGGAGGAGGAGGAGGAGGAGAAGGAGGAGCAGACGGAAGAGAAGGAGUCUGGUGAUGUUGAGAUGGAAGAUGGCGAGGGUGUUCUCGAAGAGCCCUCAGAAGACGAAACCUCCUCAGACGAAGACGAGGAAGACGAUGAGGACAAGGAUCUGGAUGAGCUGGACGACUUGGACGAAGACGAGGAAGAGGAGGAGGAUGACCGAAAUGCCACUACAAUCUUCAUUCGCAACCUCCCCUUCACCGCUACAGACCAGUCCCUCUACGACCACUUCAAAACCCACUUCGGACCGCUACGGUACGCACGUGUGGUCUUAGACUACGAGACCGAGCGCCCUCGAGGCACUGGAUUCGCCUGUUUCUGGAAGCCCGAGGACGCCAACACAUGCAUUCGUGAAGCCCCCCGAGGAGCCGAAUCCAUGAACCCGAACAAGGAUAAGCCUAAGUCGAACACCGCCAUGAAGCACUCCGUCCUCAAUGAUGAAAACUCCGACCCAAGCGGUCGCUACACCCUAGAAGGCCGCGUCCUACAAGUCGCACGCGCCGUGAGCAAGGGCCAAGCCGCCAAGCUGGAAGAGGAGGGAGUAUCACGCCGUAUGGUCCGCGACACGGACAAGCGCCACCUUUUCCUCCUUAACGAGGGUACGAUCCCCUCCAACUCCCCGCUGUACAAGAAGCUCUCGCCCUCCGAAAUCAAGAUGCGUGAGGACAGCUACAAGCAGCGCGAGACCUUCAUCAAGAAGAACCCCGCUCUCCACCUCAGUCUCACCCGUCUCGCCAUCCGUAACCUCCCCCGUCACAUUGACUCCAAGGAAUUGAAGAAGCUUGCCCGAGAGUCCGUCGUCGAAUUCGCUAAGGACGUCAAGGCAGGCACACGCCAGCCUCUCUCAAAAGAGGAGCAGCAGCGAUCCCGCGAUACGAUGAAGGAGCUGGAGCAGCUGCGCAAACAGAAGAAGAUGGGUAUCGUGCGCCAGGCCAAGGUCGUCUUCGAGACUCGCGAGGGUACCAAGGUCUCCGAGAAGACCGGUGGUGGUCGCAGCCGUGGCUACGGAUUCAUUGAGUUCUUCACUCACCGUCACGCGCUGAUGAGUUUGCGCUGGCUCAACUGCCACUCCAUGGCAGUUCCUCCUUCUGCCCAAGCUCCCGAUGACCGGGACAAGAAGAAGAGCCUCGUUGUUGAAUUCGCCAUUGAGAAUGCCCAGGUCGUUAAGCGUCGCAAUGAGCUGCAGGCUAAAUCCCGCGAGCCUAAGCGUGAGGAUUAUGCUGAGCCAAAGGGAGAUAAGAAGAGGAAGCGCUCUGAUACUCGUGAUGGUAAAGGAAGAGAUGGAAGAGAUGGACGAGGUGGACGAGAUGGUCGCAGUGGUCAAGAUGGAAGGGACGCGAAGCGUGGCAAGACUGGAAAUGGAAAGGACGCUAAAGAUGAGAAGAAGACUGAAGAGGAGGAUAAGGCCGCUAAGCGCAACCGCAUUAUUGGACAAAAGCGCAUGAAGCGGAAGUCCCGCAAGGGUAACUAA
Penicillium vulpinum is the source of this 2256-nucleotide messenger RNA. RefSeq names its product mRNA-binding ribosome biosynthesis protein NOP4. The transcript has a single exon. Lineage: Eukaryota; Fungi; Ascomycota; Eurotiomycetes; Eurotiales; Aspergillaceae. Bases 1 to 2256 code for a protein of 751 amino acids. The record is from RefSeq and is a predicted model, not a curated record. Gene Ontology annotation, molecular function: RNA binding.